This is a messenger RNA of Manihot esculenta (cassava), 2155 nucleotides long. RefSeq names its product transcription factor CYCLOIDEA. Gene Ontology annotation, molecular function: sequence-specific DNA binding; DNA-binding transcription factor activity. The coding region runs from base 824 to 1942 and encodes 372 amino acids. The transcript has 3 exons. Gene Ontology annotation, cellular component: nucleus. Gene Ontology annotation, biological process: regulation of secondary shoot formation. Lineage: Eukaryota; Viridiplantae; Streptophyta; Magnoliopsida; Malpighiales; Euphorbiaceae. The record is from RefSeq and is a predicted model, not a curated record.
AAAUUAUUACUUAUUUCCUAUUAUUAGUGACGACCUGUGACAACCAACCCUACCCACAUACCCAAAAGAAAAAGAGAAAAAAAAAAGGAUAUGGAGUCCAUGCAACUUCUUCUCUCUCACCAGCACCUAAUUAGUGAAGUGGCACCAAGCUUUGGUGUUUUUGAGCCACUCACUUCCCAAACAUUGCUGUCUUUCUCGACCUUUCUCUUUCAUGCUUUUACAUCCAAAGACUCAACUUCUAAUAAUCUCUGAAUUAAAAGGUUAAAAAAAGCUAUAGUGUAGUCUCUCUUAUUCUUAAUUUGUCUCCAGUAAAUUCCCCUUCCUUGGGUGCCUUAAACUCCCACCAUAAUUAUUUGAAAAUCCCUUCUCUUUCUCCCUCUAUUUCUCUCUUUCUCUCAGUCUUUGCAGCCUCAUGGACGCAUUGUACUGUGUUGUCUUUCUCAAGUUCUAGUCCUUUAACUUUGGCUUUGUGGGGGAGAGAAGGUAAAAUGGACUUCUCUCUCUCUAUCUCUCUCGCCUACAUAAACUUGUUGCAAACUCACCAUCAACAACCUAUGUGUAUAACUCCUCAACAUCCAUAGACAAACAGUAUCAAGAGAAAUGGAAAAAAAAAGAUAUGGGAUUUGCUAGAAUCAUUGUUCUAGAUAAAGCUAAUUAGCAUCACCUUAUAUAUAUAUAUAUAUGUAUAUGCAUGUGUCAUUCUCAAGCUCAGUGUAGUUCUCCAGCUGCCUGCUUAAUUCUAUCUAGAGAACAGAAGGCUAGCUAGGUUUUGUUAGAUAUUGCCCAUUGUAAAUCUUCUUAAUCUACCUCUAGAUUCUUGAAUAUGUUUCUGUCAAGCAACAAUGGCAAUGACCCCAUCUACUAUAGUGAACAACAAGAAGGUUACUAUAGGCCCUUUUUCAAUGACAACAUCACUCCCAUUUCCAAACAUGAAGAAUCUCCUUUUUCUUUCUUUCACUCAUCAUCUCCUUUCCUUCCUUAUGAUCAACUAGAAUUGCAAGACCAUGAUGUUUUUCUCCAUCAAAGCCAUGACCUUUUACUUCAGCACCACCAGCCCUUGAUUAGGACUCUUGCUUCCACCACUGGUGCAGCACCAGCUGAGGCCAUUCUUGGGAUGGUGGAUUCUAACAAAAAUGAUGCUAUUAAGAAAUCCCACAACGUUUCUUCGGAUCAGAUCCCAAGAAAGAGAUCUUCCAAGAGAGAUCGCCAUAGCAAGAUUCACACAGCUCAAGGACCUAGAGACCGCAGAAUGAGAUUGUCUCUUAAAGUUGCACGAGAGUUCUUUGAUCUGCAGGACAAGCUUUGCUUUGAUAAAGCUAGCAAAACCGUUGAGUGGCUACUCAUACAGGCAAGGCCAGCAAUCAAGAAACUAUCUAGUGAUCUCCCCAAGUUGAAUUGCAGCUUCAGUGAUGGUACUAAGAGUGCAUCUUCUACUUCAGAGUGUGAAGUGGCGUCUGGAAUUGAUGAUGAGGCAGCUGCCAUGAAGGCCACCUCCAAGAUUUCUAAUGCUAAAGGCUCAUCGCUAUCAUGUGUUAACAAUAAGGGGAAAAAGGCUAAACAAUCGCGUAAAACUGCAUUCGACCCACUAGAAAGAGAGUCGAGGAGGGAGAAAGCAAGAGCAAGAGCAAGGGAAAGAACAAGAGAAAAGCUAUGGAGUCGAAGAAUCGACGAAUCAAAGCUAUGUGAAGAAGAAAAAAGCCAUGAAUUGAACCGAUUAACCUGCUGGAGUCCCUUUGAAACAGGUGAAGAAUCAGGCACCCUAACUCACACCAUGUACCCUAAUUCCUUGGAGAUGCUGGCUCAUGAGGUGCAACCACCAAGCUCACAUGUACAAGACCCAUUAGUAGCCACAGAAGCCAUGAUUGAUGAUUCAUUUGUGAUCAUGGGGAAGUGGAGCCCAUAUUCUUCCAUCAUCAAUCUGUACAAUACUGUGAUGCCCUAAGAGAGUUGCAAUCUUUCUUAAAGUCAUGGGAGGCUUAUAACAGUUGGAUGAUGAUAUGUCAAGUCAAGUGCAUAAAAGAAUUUGAAGAAAACUAUGUAUGGCUUCUCUUUUCUGUUUGGAACUAGUGUAAAAGAGAAGUGUAUGUGUAUCUUUCUUCCUGCAAUUUUCUUUUGAACUGUUUUUGUCAAUGAUUAAAUUGUUCAUCAGCAGUCU